AUGAAUCGGACUGUGAGGUGUGAACAGAUCCGUCCCGUCUGUAGUGGUGGCGACAUGGUGCCAGGUCGUAGCGGUCAUCGGAUUAUCUGCAUCGCCAAUGAUAUAUACGUCAUCGGUGGAUACGUUCAAUUACCGACAGGCCUGGAGGUGUUGGGCGAGGUGUGGGCAUUUAACCUCCUGGCAGAGAGAUGGCGGCGGCUCAACCUCCCAAACUGUCCCUUCCGCCUCGCUCUCUCCGCUUGCGCUCUCGCCGUCGGGAAUCGCGUACUCAUCCACGGUGGUACAGGCAUUCCCUUUGCAGAGGAGAUCAACAACACUGUCAUUGAGAUUGAUGUGGUCACGGAGCAGUGCAAAGAGCAUGCCUGUGUCCCUAAGAAUGCAGAUGAGAAAAACAUUCCCGAGGCGACCUAUGGCCACUCGCUGACUUACGUGUGCCUAUCUGAGGAUGAGAAUAAUUCCAAGUCUCUGGGUGGGGGUAUGCUGGUCAAGGUAGGCGGAGCUCGAGGCGCACCCUACUCUAACGUGGUGAGCGCUUUCUCCUUCUCCACGGGAACGUGGGAGAGACUUUUCGGUGGUGAAGGGGUAGAUUCUCUGGAAACUUUCACACCUAGAUAUCGACAUGAUGCUAUUUUCUGGAAUGAGGAGUUGUACAUAAUCGGAGGAACCAAUUUCCAAGGCAGUCUGCCAUUUUGGCCGAUGCCUGUCUUUGACAUACGAAGGCGGGGAUGGCGGUACGUCAACUUUUCCGGUAGAUGUCCCCCUCCCAUUCGAUAUUCAUGUUCUGUUCACUUCGAUAAUGUUGUUUACACGACUGGUGGAGUAAUGGACGAAACUGAUGAACUCAACAACCUGGUCUUUGCGUUUAAUUUGGAAUCGCUGGUCUUUUACAUCGUUGGAAGCCAGCCGCUACCCACAUUCUUUCAUGACCUGACCGUCGCUCCUGGACGUUACGAGUUCUUCUCCUUCGGCGGUGUGAGAGAGGAAACGCGAGUGAACCACUUGCACCGCUUCCGCUUGGUGCACCGACCGAGCAGCCUAGCGGAGCUGUGCUGGCAGCAGGUCGCACGUCUCCUUCGUGCUUUCUUCCCACCUGACCUUGCGACGCCGCACCUCCUCCGAGUGCUGCGUGCCGCCUCUACACCCCUUCUCGGCCUUCCUUCCGCCGCCUCCACUUUUGACACGUCCCCUGCUGCGCCUGGCGUCAUCGCGGUGGCCAGUGACACUGCAUCUGGCAGUGUGCAGAGUCUCUUCGCCUACACAAAGUCUAUUUUCUCGUAUCUUCUUAGCCACCUAGGAUAUAUGGAGAGGAAACAAAGAUACCUUUUAGUAGAACCCACAUCAGAUUCGGCAGAGGUGUUCUUCGAUUCAAUGAUGGCUGUAGUCACAGACAUCGUCAACUCAACUAAAGAGCGUCAGCUGGAUCCGGUGGAGUGCGUGUCAAUCUUUUUGACAGUCCUCUUUUAUUGCAACGGCGCACCCCUGCAAUAUGUGACACGUCUGCCCUACGGCUUUCGUUGCCUCAAUACCGUCUGCCGCUACAUGGAGAAGUUAUCGGGAAACGUGGAUGCUGAGGAGUCCACAAGGCCGUACAAGAGAAUGUACUUCGCUCCCGCGUGA
Molecule: messenger RNA, 1617 nt
Organism: Echinococcus granulosus
Lineage: Eukaryota; Metazoa; Platyhelminthes; Cestoda; Cyclophyllidea; Taeniidae
Product: Kelch domain-containing protein
Exons: 7
Coding region: 1-1617 (538 amino acids)
Biological process (GO): positive regulation of stress-activated MAPK cascade
Molecular function (GO): protein binding
Source: RefSeq, a predicted model, not a curated record